CUUCUCUCGAGCUACUGAUGGAUGGGAAUUUUGCUUUACAUUAAUAUCAAUACAAAAAGAACAGCGGGGGUUGAAAGAGACAAGUGGAGAGAACGAAGGCUAUCUGUAAUUUCGUACUCUCAUUUUAUUUUCCCACUUUUUCUUUCUUUUUUCCGUGUUAUGCGUUUGUCUAUCGCAUGAGCAGCUCUAGUCACUACAGAAUGCGAACGGU
Messenger RNA from Aspergillus caelatus, 211 nucleotides. RefSeq lists its product as uncharacterized. Lineage: Eukaryota; Fungi; Ascomycota; Eurotiomycetes; Eurotiales; Aspergillaceae. The record is from RefSeq and is a predicted model, not a curated record. The transcript has a single exon. The coding region runs from base 22 to 180 and encodes 52 amino acids.